AUGGCGACAAAUGACGGAGGAGAACGGCGAGCGACAGAGGCCAGCACCGCUGCGGCUGCUGCGGCUGCACCAAAGACUGCGUGGGACGAUGCGGCCUGGGCCCAGUCCCGCCUCUCCCUGCCAGAUCCCAUUCGCAUUCCUCUCGCGGCCACGGCAGCCUUUGCGGUCGGCAUGGGUCUCGGGGCAGCGCAGGGCAGCACGAUGGCUGGGAUGCGGUUCCGUGCAGAGCACGCGCACAAGCUUCCGCAGACGACGACCGGCUGGUACCUCUACCACAAGUCCAAGAACUACCACGUGGCCCACGGCGGCAUCCGUGAGGGUCUGAAGAUGGGCGCCCGCGUGACGGUCUGGACGACGGCCAUGUUCGCGAUCGAGACGCUGUUCGACAAGUACCGCGGCCAGAUGGACCUGGCCAACACCGUUCUCGCCAGCGUCACCGUUGCCGGUGGCUUUAGCUUGUGGAACCGGUUCCCUCUGGCCACGGCUGCACGCACGACGAAGACGGCUCUGCUUGUGGGGCUGGCCUAUGGAGGCGUGCAGGACCUCGCCAGCGUCCUGAGAGGCCGACCUGUCAGCUAUGUCGACUUUGUCAAGAAGAGAUUCCGUCGCGCCGGAGCCGGAGACGUGGCGCCACCAGCAGAUAGCCAACAAGAGCACUCGCUGUGA
Messenger RNA from Grosmannia clavigera kw1407, 666 nucleotides. RefSeq lists its product as uncharacterized. The record is from RefSeq and is a predicted model, not a curated record. The transcript is spliced from 2 exons. Lineage: Eukaryota; Fungi; Ascomycota; Sordariomycetes; Ophiostomatales; Ophiostomataceae. Bases 1 to 666 code for a protein of 221 amino acids.